AUAUAUAUAUACACUUAUAAAUAAAAAAAAAAUAUUAAAAAAUAAUUUAAAAAAAAAACAGAAAAAAAAAACGCCUCCUUCGACGUUCUAAUCUCCCCAACCUCUCUUUCUCUCUCCUAUAAACACCAUAACUAUAUACAUACAGACUCAACAACAAAACUGAGCUCUGUUGUUUAACCCCUAAAAACAUCACUUUUUUUUUUUUUUUUUUUUUUAGUUUUAUUCAAAAAAUUUGUUCUUUUUCUGCUUUAAAACCCUUAAAAAUUCACCCCCAUUUUACUAUUCUAUUCCAUUGGAGGUUAAUUUUCAGAUAAUCAACCACUUCUACAGAACUUUAUACCAUUAGAGGAGAAUGCAAUUAUGGUAUAUGGUAAUUCAAGGUCUUGGAGCCGCAGAAGAGAGUUUUUAGUUUCUGAGUAUUGUGCUUCUUGUUGACCUUAAUGGCAAAUCCAGGAAUCAAAGGAAAUAUGGCUCUUGAGAAACACAUCCCUGCUAGAAAUCUGACUGCUAAUGUGAAACCUUUGAGUUUCCCCCUUAAAGUCCGGGAAAAAGCAGCUCUUGCAGAUCCAGAGACGAACACUGAUUUGGAGGCUGACAUUGAUGUUGAUCUCAGAGAAAUUUAUUUCCUUAUCAUGCAUUUCUUGUCUGAUGGGCCAUGUCAAAGAACUUGUGGACAAUUUUGGAACGAGCUUCUUGAGAAUGACCUACUACCUAGAAGAUACCAUGCUUGGUAUUCUAGGAGUGGGAUUCCUAGUGGUGAUGAAAAUGAUGACGGCUUGUCAUUUCCAUUGAGUUACAAUAAACUAAAGGAGCGGUAUGCUCAUAUCGGAAAGAAUCACUUAAUAAAGCUUCUGAGGCAGCUAUUACUUAAUAAAGCCAAUCCACAUGGUAUUGUUGCAAGGAAUGUACCAAAUGCAGCUGAUGUUCCUACACUUUUGGGGGCUGGAUCAUUUUCACUCUUGGCCAAUGAUGGGAUCAAAGGAGACAAUGAGAUUGAACCACCGCCUGUUUUCAUGCGUUGGCCUCAUAUGCAAGCUGAUCAGGUGCGUGGGCUGAGGUUGAGAGAAAUUGGUGGUGGAUUUGCGAGACACCAUAGAGCACCAUCUACACGUGCAGCCUGUUAUACUAUUGUAAAACCAUCCACUAUGGUGCAAAAGAUGCAAAAUGUAAAGAAAAUAAGGGGACACCGUGAUGCUGUUUAUUGUGCUGUAUGUGACCGCUCGGGAAGGUUUGUCAUAACAGGUUCAGAUGAUCGCCUUGUGAAGAUUUGGUCCAUGGAAACUGCUUAUAUCUUGGCCAGCUGCCGUGGGCAUGAAGGUGACAUCACUGACUUGGCUGUGAGUUCCAACAAUGCUUUGGUGGCAUCUGCUUCAAAUGAUUGUAUUAUUAGAACUUGGCGUUUGCCAGAUGGGCAGCCAAUUUCUGUUCUGCGAGGGCAUACAGGAGCAGUUACUGCCAUUGCCUUUAGCCCAAGGCCUAGUGCUAUAUAUCAGCUUCUAUCAUCAGCUGAUGAUGGAACAUGUAGACUAUGGGAUGCAAGGUACUCGCAGUUCAAGCCACGUAUUUAUCUUCCCAAACCUCCUGAUGCAGGAAAAAGCACUGCUGCUUCAUCCAUCGCUGGUGAACAGAAUCAUCAGAUCUUUUGUUGUGCAUUCAAUGCUAACGGGACUGUCUUUGUGACUGGUAGCUCAGAUAAUCUUGCAAGGGUCUGGAAUGCUUGUAAAUCCACUACCGACAAUUCAGAACAACCUAUCAGUGAGAUGGAUGUUCUCUCUGGCCAUGAAAAUGAUGUUAAUUAUGUGCAAUUUAGUGGUUGUGCUGUGACUCCUCGAUUCUCUGCUACGGAUACAACCAAGGAAGAUAGUUUUCCCAAAUUCAAAAAUACAUGGUUUUCUCAUGAUAAUAUAGUUACCUGUUCUCGUGAUGGUAGUGCAAUUAUCUGGAUUCCAAGGUCACGCAAAUCACAUGCAAGAGCUGGGCGUUGGACUCGGGCAUAUCAUCUCAAGGUUCCUCCUCCACCCAUGCUUCCACAGCCUCCACGAGGGGGUCCAAGACAGAGAGUUCAGCCUACGCCUCGUGGUGUUAAUAUGAUUGUGUGGAGUCUAGAUAAUCGAUUUGUCCUUGCUGCUAUCAUGGAUUGCAGAAUAUGUGUUUGGAAUGCUUCUGAUGGUAGCUUGGUUCAUUCAUUGACGGGUCAUACCGAGUCGACAUAUGUCCUGGAUGUUCACCCUUUCAACCCUCGCAUAGCUAUGAGUGCUGGAUAUGAUGGGAAAACCAUAAUUUGGGAUAUAUGGGAAGGAAAGCCCAUUCGAAUAUAUGACACUGGACGGUUUAAAUUGGUUGAUGGAAAGUUCUCAAUGGAUGGGACCUCAAUUGUACUUUCAGAUGAUGUUGGUCAACUUUAUUUUUUAAGCACUGGUCAAGGCGAGUCACAAAUGGAUGCGAAAUAUGAUCAGUUCUUUCUCGGGGAUUAUCGUCCACUUAUCCGAGAUACUAAUGGAAACGUUAUUGAUCAGGAAACUCAACUUCCUCCUUAUCGAAGGAACAUGCAAGACCUUCUUUGUGAUUCAAGCAUGAUACCAUACCCAGAUCCCUACCAAAGCAUGUAUCAGCGAAGACGGCUUGGAACUCUGGGCAUUGAGUGGCGCCCGUCUUCUGUACAGUUUUCUGUGGGUCCAGACUUCAGUUCAGGCCAAGACCAUAUGAUACCCCUGCCAGAUUUUGAUGUAUUAAUUGAUCCACUGCCAGAUUUUGUGGAUGUCAUGGAUUGGGAGCCAGAAGUAGUAGUUAGUGAUGAUACUGACUCUGAGUUUAAUGUUACGGAUUCCUUUGGCGGCAAUGGAGGACAUAUUAGCUCAGCAUCAUCCGGUGAUUUGGAAUGCAGUGAAGAAGACACUGAUGCUGAUUGCAUUCACAGAGAUAGUGUUCGUAGAUCAAGGAGGAGAAAGAAAAAGAGAGAAACAGAGAUAACUACUUCUUCAGGGAGGCGUGUUAAAAGAAGAAAUCUGGAUAAGUGUGAUGGUAGUACCCACAGAACCGACCCAAGCAGGAAAUCAAGAAAUGGGCGAAAAUGGUCCAAGAAGAAGUCAUUAAAGGCUUCAAGACCCCAAAGAGCUGCUGCUCGAAAUGCUCUUAACUUGUUUUCCAAAAUCAAAGGUACUACCCCAGAUCUUGAUGAAGUUGUAUAUGACUCUGAAGGUGAUACAUCAGACAGUGAAUCUGUACUUGAAUAUUCUAACUUUGAGGGUGAGGAAUCUGAUAAGUUUAGCCCAGAUGAGAGAGCAAAGAAUCUGAAGGGGAAAGAAGUAAUGGUUGAUGAUUCUGAGGGUACAUCUAGAUCUAAAGUGUUCCCUGGAACUCACGAGAGUGCUGGGAACAGGAAUAAAUUAGUUCUAAAACUUCCAGUUCGUGAUCCAAAUCGAGUUCUAUUUGCAGGUAAUUCUAUCCCGACCUCUGGAAAUCAGAUAGAAUUGGCAGGCUUUUCAUCUUCAGCAUCAGGUGGUCCUUUAGAAGUUGGAAAAGAUUCAACCCAACAGGACAUGAAUUACUUACAUGGCAGUGCAAACCUCCGUAGAUAUGAUAGACUGGGUUGGCUAGGUGGAUUAGGCAAUGAUGCCAUAAAAUGGGGUGUGGUCAGAGCUCGUACUUGUAACAGAAUUAAAUUGAAAGGAGCUUCUGUAUUGGUUGCUUCUGGGUCUAGUUCUUUCAAUGACAACCAAAAUGAAACUGAUAAGGAGCUUGGGGCAGAUCUAAAAUCUGUAGUUGAGCGAAGUGAUGAUAAUGUCAAGUUGCAGGAAAUUGCACAGCAUAAUCAUGAGCAUUUAGGGAAUCCUAAUGGGUUAACUGAUGGAAAUAUUAUAGAGCUGUCUGAUUUCAAUAGAUCCCUGGCUUCUAAUGGAGUGCAGGAUGAAGUUCAUAUGGCUACUGGGAAUGGAGCUCCGUGCUCAAAUAGCAGUGAUGCAAACAAUGUGUCUACAUUGUUGAGUAUUGCAGAAAAGAAGGCUGCAUCAGAUUCAAACAAUACUUAUGAGAUGAAAGCUAUACCCAAUGAAGGGGAUGAAAAGAAUGGUACGAUUCUUGUGGAGCAAAGAUCUGGUGCUGAAGAGCUUGAAGAGGAAAACCCCCACAUUAAAGAUGGUUUGGAUGGUAAUGGAGAACAAAUUUUGGAUGGAGAUAAAGCAAAUGCUAGCUCUGCAUUGCUAAAUUCACAGGCUUCACAUUCACAGAAGACUGAUAAGAUGUACAGUGCUGUUUACAGAAGGUCAAGGUCCUUCAAGGCAGUGAGGACAUCUUCAGAUAGCAAUGUUGUUCAUGUUGGUGAAAAUACCUCAAAUGCAAGCUGUCAAAGUCUGAAUGGAAGUGCUGAUACAAAUGGUAUUAUGGUUAAUGGCAUUAACCAGGCCCAAUCUGUGGAGCUUAGGGACCCAGUUGAAGAGCAGUUAACGAGAUCGGUAGAGAGGUCAAGAAGAAUUGAGGAUUCUGCAUCGAACAAGGUUGAUCGGCGUCCUCGAGAAGAGUGGGGAUCUAGUACGACUGUGGGACUGAGGUCCACAAGAAAUAGGAGAAUUAAUUUUAUUCGUGAUGCUAGUCUAACGGAUAGGAGGAAGUCAAGUCAGUCACAAAGAAAAUUAUCCUGGUUGAUGCUUUCUGUUCCUGAUUGUUCUCGAUAUAUUCCUCAGCAGGGAGAUGAGGUUGCAUAUAUGAGGCAGGGGCAUAAGGAAUAUAUAUCUUGUAAUAGCUCUUCUGUGAGAGGACCUUGGGAAUAUUUGAAAGGAGAGAUCAGAGCUGUGGAGCUCUGCAAAGUUAUUGAGCUAGAGUAUUCUGUUGUUCCAGGCUCGGGUGAUAGCUGCUGUAAAAUGACACUUGAAUUUAUAGAUCCAUAUUCUAGUGUCUUAGGCAAGAAAUUUAAGCUGACAUUACCAGAAGUUUCAGAUUUUCCGGAUUUUCUUGUUGAGAGAACAAGGUACGAGACUGCUAUUGAGAGAAACUGGACUAAGAGAGACAAAUGUCAGGUUUGGUGGAAAAAUGAAGGUGAUGGGGAUGGUAGUUGGUGGGAAGGUCGAGUUCAUGAUGUGAAGGCUAAAUCCCUUGAUUUUCCUGAUAGUCCCUGGGAAAGAUAUAUCAUUCGAUACAAAAGUGAUCCAACCGAAAUACAUGAACAUAGUCCUUGGGAACUUUAUGAUGCUGGCGACACUCACUGGGAGCAGCCUCAUCUUGAUGACCACACCACAAAAAUACUGCUGUCAUUUAUUGCUAAACUAGUGCAGUCAGGAAAUAAAGCUCAGGAUAUUUACGGGGUUCAGAAAUUGCAGCAGGUUUCUGGGAAGUCAAAUUUCUUGAAUAGGUUUCCAGUGCCAUUAUCUCUGGAAGUGAUCCAGUCGAGGCUAGAAAAUAAUUAUUACCGAAGCUUGGAGGCAGUGAAUCAUGACAUAAAUGUUAUGCUGUCAAAUGCAGAGAGUUAUUUUGGGAAAAAUGCAGAGCUUUCGAAGAAGAUUAGACGGUUAUCAGAAUGGUUUGCAAAGAAGUUAUCAUCAUUGUAGCAUUAGGGAUCUCUCCUAAUACAAUUUUGUAGAGGAAUAUUCAGUUUAUUACAAAUUUUUAAGUAUCAAACAUUCUGUUUUUCAUUUUUUUUUUUAUUUUUUUUAUUUGUUUUAUUAUUCUGUUUUUUCAUUGUAGAUAUGUAGCAAUUCAUAACCCUCAAUUAGGCGCCCCACCAAAGAGUUAGUUUCUCAGUGGGACAUUCUUUUUAGCUUAGGAAAUAGAGAAACAGGUAGGUUGCAAUUACUGCCAAAUCUGUAUAUACAUACUACAGCUUAGAAAAUGAAAAUUAAUCUUAGUUUUUCUGGCGAAA
Chenopodium quinoa (quinoa) is the source of this 5851-nucleotide messenger RNA. RefSeq names its product PH-interacting protein-like. Gene Ontology annotation, molecular function: protein binding. Gene Ontology annotation, cellular component: nucleus. The transcript is spliced from 25 exons. Gene Ontology annotation, biological process: cytoskeleton organization; regulation of transcription by RNA polymerase II; regulation of cell shape. Bases 441 to 5540 code for a protein of 1699 amino acids. NCBI's taxonomy places the organism in Eukaryota, Viridiplantae, Streptophyta, Magnoliopsida, Caryophyllales, Amaranthaceae. The record is from RefSeq and is a predicted model, not a curated record.